AAUAGGCAACGUUCCCACUGCUCACGUACGGAGGCGAUGCGUCAUGUAUUCCGUGGAAACUGGAUUUUAAAUGCAACACAGGAUGUUGGUCUUUCUCCUUCGGAAAGGAAUUCCGGAAAUGACCCUUUGAGUUACCGGAAGUGGUUGAGUGAGAGCGCCGAGGCGUCUUGGAGUGCAGUUUCAUUAGCUAAGAAACAAAAAUGGCUACUCUUAAAAGUUUAGAAACCAAAGUCAUCCUUACCUCAACCCCAAUCCGAGGAGCAGGAGAUGGAAUGGAAACUGAAGAGCCACCUAAAUCUAUCGAAGUUACCUCUGCAGCCCAAUCCAUAAAGCAUGCAAUCCUUCAGAGUCCACGGAAGAAAGCAUUUCCCUCAGAGAGCCCAGGAGUGCUUCAGCUAGGAAAGAUUCUCACUGAAAAAGCAGUGGAAGUUGAAGCUGUAAGAAUAUUUGUUCCCAAAGCUGCUAUAACUCAUGAUAUCCCCAACAAAAAUGCAAAGGUUAAAUCUCUUGGAUAUCAUAAAGGAGAACUCAUUAAUCAGUCAGAGGGUCUUACAGAUCCUCGGAAAGAACUCUCAGAGGUAAAGAGUAUAUUGGAAAAGCUCAGAAACUCUGAAAGGAGGUUACUACAGGACAAAGAAGGACUUUCAAACCAGCUCCGAGUACAGACAGAGGUUAAUCGUGAAUUAAAAAAGUUGCUGGUGGCUUCUGUUGGUGAUGAUCUUCAGUAUCACUUUGAACGUCUAGCUCGUGAGAAGAAUCAGCUUAUUUUAGAAAAUGAAACCUUAGGUCGAAACACAGCUCAACUUUCUGAACAGUUAGAGCGUAUGUCAAUACAGUGUGACGUAUGGCGAAGUAAAUUCCUUGCAAGCAGGGUAAUGGCAGAUGAGUUAACCAACUCCAGAGCUGUUUUACAGCGUCAGAACCGUGAUGCACAAAGUGCAAUACAAGAUCUCCUGAGUGAACGGGAACAGUUUCGUCAGGAAAUGAUGGCUACCCAGAAAUUUUUAGAGGAACUCUUGGUCUCUUUACAGUGGGGAAGAGAGCAAACUUACUCCCCUAACCCACAACCCCACAGCACAGCAGAACUAGCAGUAACAAAUCACAAGUUGGCAAAAGCAGUAAAUUCUCAUCUUCUGGGGAAUGUUGGCAAUAAUAGUCAAAAAAAGAUUCCGUCACCAGUUGAGUUCUGCAGUACCCCAGCUGAGAAAAUGGCUGAAAAGGUUCUACAUAUUUUGGACCCAGUUACCUGUGUAGAAAGCUCACCUGAUAAUCCAUUUACUCACUCUUCAAACACAUUGCUUGCUACAAAGAAAAAUAUUGGACGAUUUCAUCCCUAUACUAGAUAUGAAAAUAUAACCUUCAAUUGCUGCAAUCAUUGCCAAGGAGAGCUUAUUGCCCUUUGACAGCCAGUAUGUUGGAGGCAUGCUUCUUACCCACGUCAUUAUUACUAGGAGCUGGGGGUCUUGUUAUGCUAGAAGUAAUAUCACUUCCUUUCCGUAAUGUAUACCCACAAGAUAUUUCUUGUGCUAGACUCCAGAUUACCUUUUCUUAAUAAAUAUCUCAGGGUAAGAAAAAAACAGCAUGUAGAUAUUUUUAAAGAAAAUCCCAGACAUUGUACAAUGUUUAUGCUAAAAACUUUUGAAAGAUUUUAUAAAUUUGUUUUCGGCCCUAAAUUAUUUAUCUCAUUAAGUAUUUUACAAGAACAGAUUUCAUUUUGGUGCAUUUAAAGCAGGACAGGCAAACUAUGUGAAUCAAAUGUGGCCACAGUCAUUCAAUUACUAUUGCAAUUGAAAAGGCAACUAAGCUGUUUUUGCACUACAGCAGCAGAGUUUAUUAGCUGCAGAAGGACUUGUGCUUAAUAACAAAGCCCAAUACUGUACUUAAUAACAAAAAAGUUUUCUGAUUUCUAGUCUAUAAAGUAAAAGCUGGGGUGAAAGAAAAGAUGUUGCAUUCUCUUUAUGAUAAUUUAGGGGCUACAAGAGAGACUUAAAUAUUAAGGUGAA
Perognathus longimembris pacificus (Pacific pocket mouse) is the source of this 2003-nucleotide messenger RNA. RefSeq names its product basic leucine zipper nuclear factor 1 (gene Blzf1). The transcript has 7 exons. The record is from RefSeq and is a predicted model, not a curated record. Gene Ontology annotation, biological process: Golgi organization; Golgi to plasma membrane protein transport. Lineage: Eukaryota; Metazoa; Chordata; Mammalia; Rodentia; Heteromyidae. Bases 201 to 1403 code for a protein of 400 amino acids. Gene Ontology annotation, cellular component: Golgi membrane.